CAUAUAUUUUGUUCGUCUCAUGUCAACAACGAACAUAUAGUGUGGUAUACCUGUGAUUAGAUAUCUGACUUCAAAAGGCUUCUCGUUCUCACAAGAUGGCAUUGAACCUCUUCUCCUUCACCUUAUAUGCAUAUCUCAUUGCUUCGUUUAGCCCUUUGUUGGGUUCUGCCGGUUAUCAAUCGAUAACCCCCGCUGAACGAAUCUGUAAACCAGGUCCGCCGCUGAAGGCAUCGCUCGAAAAGACUAACUGCCUCGUUAUCGGUGACUCUAUAAGCAUUGGUUAUACACCGUGGGUUACUGAAAUGUUAGGUGAUAAAUAUCAAGUCCAGCAUGCCCCUUGGGAUGUUAUAGACGGAGGAGCCCUGGACUCCAAAUAUGGACUUCAGUGUCUAGACAUGUUCCUGCAGACUUCCACGUUAGAACCAACAACAUAUGACGUCAUCAUCUUCAAUUUUGGUAUGCAUGACAUAAACUACAGCGGCAACUUCCCAGAGGAAUAUGUCCAACCAGAUGAAUAUACUGAAAAUCUACGUUCUAUAACUUCUAUACUGUUAUCAACUGGCGCGAAAGUUGGAUACGUUCUCACAACACCCGUUCCAUACAAUGUCACGCUCAACGACCGAGCAAAACAUUACAACAGCUUAGCAGAUGCUGUCAUGAAAACAUUUCCAACAGUUGUGACCGCUGACCUCUAUUCCUGGGUCACAGACGUCUGUGGAGAGCCACCUUACAAAAGCUGCGUUAUAGCUCAAAAACAACCGAGCCCGCACUACACACAACCAGGAUAUAAGUAUUUAAGUUUGAGGGUCACAGAUUUGGUUUUGGAUCUUGUUCGAGGGGUUGAUCAGAAUAACCACUAUCCUCGGCCACAGCAAAUAGCGCGGGAAAAUCCAGUUCCUUGCAAGGACAAGUCUGCUAAAGUGGUGACGGUGUGUCCUUAUAAUAGCACGUGUUGUGAUUCACUGUUCUCUGCGACAGGAAAAGGCUGUUGCCUGCGCAACUCUGAGGCCGUUCCUUGUAAGGACGGGAAGCACUGUUGUCCCGCAGGUUACGAGUGUGAAUCAAGCUGUUCAAUUUACAAGUGUUCCUGUCUAAAAGCGCUAGUCACUCCCGAAAAAUGACUGCUAGUGUAUGACAAACCUCAUUUUUGAGGUCUCAGAAUGAAGCAAUCGUGGACAGCUCUUCUAUAAAUAAUCUUUACGAUUCAAAUCCGAAAAGAAAUGGUCGAUCGAAGCUUGAAUAGAUUCCUCUUGGAAAUAAAAUUACGAGUGGUACGGUGCUGUACACUUUGA
Molecule: messenger RNA, 1292 nt
Organism: Stylophora pistillata
Lineage: Eukaryota; Metazoa; Cnidaria; Anthozoa; Scleractinia; Pocilloporidae
Cellular component (GO): extracellular region
Source: RefSeq, a predicted model, not a curated record